Messenger RNA from Aureobasidium subglaciale EXF-2481, 1362 nucleotides. Its product is annotated as glycosyltransferase family 8 protein. Gene Ontology annotation, biological process: protein N-linked glycosylation. The transcript has 2 exons. The coding region runs from base 104 to 1249 and encodes 381 amino acids. The record is from RefSeq and is a predicted model, not a curated record. Gene Ontology annotation, molecular function: glycosyltransferase activity. NCBI's taxonomy places the organism in Eukaryota, Fungi, Ascomycota, Dothideomycetes, Dothideales, Saccotheciaceae.
AAGUCAAAGUGGUAUUGACUUUGUUGGCAGCGCCAAGAACAGAACAAAAGCAAAUCUAGCAUCCUUCGGCGUGGCGUCCAGAAGGACAGCAUGCUCGGCGCACAUGCCAAAGGUGACAGCCUUCGAACUCCUUUUCGGUCAAACGACAGGAUUGCGGGUUCUUGUAUCCAGGGGGAAUUGCGAGUCUAUUUUGUCCAUCUUCUUCACUCCUCUUCCUCGCACUUACGAUGAACAUCGCGACGCCGUCAUUCAGUCCAUCACGGACACAGCAAAGGAUGUUCUACCGCCAGCUCUCUCGCACGACAACUGGCAUCCUACCGACUUGGGCAACGUAAAGGCCAAAUACGCCUUCGCAACCUUCCUCGCCGGAAACGCUGCCCCCGACGAGAACUGGGAGAACGACCACUACUUUGUUGCGACCCGCAUCCUCGCAUACCAGUUGCUACAUGCACCCGAGACAUCCUCUCGCGACAAGUCGAUCCCCUUCGUUGUGCUGGUCACCGAGAAUGUUUCGGAAGAAAAGAGACAGAGAUUGCGCAAGGAUGGAGCGGUUGUCGUGGUCGCAGACUUUAUCAAGGCCGACUGGGUCAAGACCGAGACUAGCACGUGGCAGGACGUCAUGACAAAGCUACGUCUGUGGGAGCUGACGCAAUUCGAGCGCAUCUGCUUCCUCGACGGCGACACUGUCUUGGUCGAGCCUCUGGACGCCAUCUUCGACGAUGAAGCAGUAAAGACUCGUGGCACUUUGACCCAGCCCGCUGCGACAAAGUCGGAUGAAGGAGUCAUGCCCCUGGAGUACAACUUCGCCGGUGUGCCCGAGAUGAUGCGCGAACACGGCUAUCCUCCAACCAACGAGCACCACGACUACCCCAACGUCGGCUACCUCAAUGCCGGCUUCUUCGUUUUCCAGCCCUCGCGCGAGAUGUUCGAUUACUACAUGUCGCUACUCAAGCUGAACGGCCGCUUCGAUCCUCAAUUCCCGGAGCAAAACCUGUUGAACUACGCCCAUCGCCAGGACGGCAACAUGCCCUGGACCCAACUCGGCAACGAGUGGAACAUCCACUACCCAAAGGUCGCCGACCUUCUCGGUGGCGUUAAGAGUCUGCACGAGAAGUGGUGGAAUCCCGAAGUCAAAGACCUCAAGCCUUACAUGGAGAGCUGGCGCUGGAGAAUGGAGGGCCAUUUCGAGGCAAGAGAUCAUAUGCUCACGAAAGAGUACCAAAAGCAUGGGAUUGACCAGACAUCAUAAUUGUCAGCAUAUUAGAGAGUUCUUGGAUUUUGGCGUUUCUUGGCUGGUUUCUGUUUUCUUCACAAUAUCUUGAUUAGAGCACCGCAGGGAAGCAUAGGCGUCGACGAUGACGA